Molecule: messenger RNA, 5406 nt
Organism: Jaculus jaculus (lesser Egyptian jerboa)
Lineage: Eukaryota; Metazoa; Chordata; Mammalia; Rodentia; Dipodidae
Gene: Pik3c2b
Product: phosphatidylinositol-4-phosphate 3-kinase catalytic subunit type 2 beta
Exons: 33
Coding region: 192-5093 (1633 amino acids)
Biological process (GO): phosphatidylinositol-3-phosphate biosynthetic process; phosphatidylinositol-mediated signaling; phosphatidylinositol 3-kinase/protein kinase B signal transduction
Cellular component (GO): plasma membrane; cytoplasm; phosphatidylinositol 3-kinase complex
Molecular function (GO): phosphatidylinositol binding; 1-phosphatidylinositol-3-kinase activity; 1-phosphatidylinositol-4-phosphate 3-kinase activity
Source: RefSeq, a predicted model, not a curated record
UUGCUUCCCAACGCCUUCAGGUGACAAGACCCUCCCGGGCAAACAGUAAAAGGAGACUGAGCAGGUAAGGUGCAGAGACAACCUCCCUCACCUGCACCUCCUCCCUCAAAGGUAGCCAGACACCAUGCACCAGCCAUCCAGGCGGGACAGGAAGUAGAAGGCUCCUUGUCUCCUGGGCCCCCACCCUCACCAUGUCUUCAACUCAGGGCAAUGGGGAGCACUGGAAGUCCUUGGAGUCGGUGGGCAUCAGCCGCACGGAGCUGGCCAUGGCUGAAGCCCUGCAGAUGGAGUACGACGCUCUGUCCCGGCUGCGACACCAUCGGGAGGCGAGCGAGGCGAAGCGGAGCGCGGAGCCCUCGCUCAUUGGCUGGGAUGAGGCAGCCUUGGACUUCUACAGCAAGCCGGCCGCCAGGCGGACCGACCUCAAGCUCUUGCGUGGCCUCUCGGGCUCUGAUCCCACUCUCAAUUACAACUCCACCUCCUCACCAGAAGAGUUGCCCAACCACUCUACCUCCCAGGACCCCCAGCCUGGCCCAGAUCCCUGGCCCAAAGGCUCCCUGUCAGGAGACUAUCUCUACAUUUUGGAUGGUUCAGAUGGAGGUCCGUCUUUGUCCCCAGAACCCGGGGACGUAGAUGGCUCUUGCAAGAAACUGUCUCCACCUCCUCUGCCUCCCCGAGUCUCUAUAUGGGAUGCCCCUCCUUUGCCUCCCAGAAAGGGGUCCCCCUCACCCUCCAAGAUCUGUCAACCUAAUGACAUCAACACUUUCUCUUUGGAACAGCCACCAGGCAAACUGCUGGGGCAUCAGGUCCUGGAAGGGGAAGAGUUGCCUCAUGGUGGGGGGCAGGGCCACCUACUGGGAUCUGUGGAUUAUGACGGCAUCAAUGAUGCAAUUACAAGGCUCAACUUGAAGUCAACCUACGAUGCAGAGAUAUUAUGGGAUGCCACCAGGGGAUGGAAAGAGGGCCGAGGGCCCCUAGACUUUAGCAAAGACACUUCUGGAAAACCUGUGGCUCGGAGCAAGACCAUGCCUCCUCAGGUGCCCCCUCGAACUUAUGCUUCCCGCUAUGCCAACAGAAAGAAUGCGACCCCUGGCAAGAACCGCCGGAUUUCCGCUGCUCCGGUGGGCACCAGGACCCACACUGUUGCCAACGGGCAUGAAUUGUUUGAGGUCUCAGAGGAGAGAGAUGAAGAAGUUGCUGCAUUUUGCCACAUGCUGGAUGUCCUUCGAACAGGCUCCGAGAUCCAAGACUAUUCCCUCACUGGAUAUGUCUGGAGCACGGUCACCCCAAGCCCAGAGCACCUUGGGGAUGAGGUGAACUUGAAGGUGACUGUGCUGUGCGAUAGCCUUCGAGAGCCUCUCACAUUUACCUGCAACUGUUCCUCCACUGUAGACUUGCUCAUCUACCAGACCUUAUGCUACACCCACGACGAACUGAGGGACGUGGAUGUGGGUGAUUUUGUGCUUAAGCCCUGUGGGCUGGAGGAAUUCCUGCAAAAUAAGCAUGCGCUAGGCAGCCACGAGUAUAUCCAAUACUGCCGCAAGUUUGACAUCAACAUCCGACUUCAGCUGAUGGAGCGGAAGGCCAUACGCAGUGACCUGGCACGGACGGUGAAUGAUGACCAGAGCCCCUCCACCUUGAAUUACCUCAUCCAUCUGCAGGAGAGGCCGGUCAAGCAGACUAUCAGCAGGCAGGCCUUGAGUCUUCUGUUUGACACUUACCACAAUGAAGUGGAUGCCUUCCUGCUGGCUGAUGGGGACUUCCCGCUGAAGGCUGACAGGGUGGUCCAGUCUGUCAAGGCCAUCUGCAAUGCGCUGGCUGCAGUGGAAACCCCUGAGAUCACCAGUGCUCUCAACCAGCUGCCUCCCUGCCCCUCGCGCAUGCAGCCGAAAAUCCAGAAGGAUCCCAGUGUGUUGGCUGUGAGGGAAAACCGAGAGAAGGUGGUGGAAGCUCUGACGGCAGCCAUCUUGGACCUGGUUGAGCUGUACUGCAACACAUUCAAUGCAGACUUCCAGACCGCAGUGCCCGGGAGCCGCAAGCACGAUCUGGUUCAGGAGGCCUGUCAUUUCUCGGGAGCCCUGGCCUUUACCGUCUAUGCUACACACCGCAUCCCCAUCACCUGGGCUACCAGCUAUGAAGAUUUCUACCUCUCCUGCUCCCUCAGCCAUGGUGACAAGGAGCUCUGCAGGCCCCUGCAGACCCGACGGGCUCACUUCUCCAAGUACCUGUUUCAUCUGAUCAUCUGGGACCAGCAGAUCUGCUUCCCGGUGCAGGUGAACCGGCUGCCUAGGGAGACCCUACUGUGUGCCACGCUGUAUGCCCUGCCCAUCCCCCCUCCUGGAAGCUCCUCGGAAGCCAAUAAGCAGCGGCGGGUUCCUGAAGCCUUGGGCUGGGUCACUACCCCACUCUUCAACUUCAGGCAAGUCUUGACCUGUGGCCGGAAGCUUCUGGGCUUGUGGCCAGCAACACAGGAAAAUCCCAGUGCCCGAUGGAGUGCACCUAAUUUCCACCAGCCAGACAGUGUCAUCCUGCAGAUUGACUUCCCCACCUCAGCCUUUGACAUCAAGUUCACCAGCCCCCCUGGAGACAAGUUCAGUCCUCGCUAUGAAUUUGGUAGCCUUCAGGAGGAGGACCAACGCAAACUUAAAGACAUCACGCAGAAGGAGUCUUUGUACUGGCUCACGGAUGCCGACAAGAAGCGCCUGUGGGAGAAGCGAUAUUUCUGCCACUCAGAGGUGAGCUCCCUCCCACUGGUGCUCGCCAGCGCCCCCAGCUGGGAGUGGGCCUGCCUACCAGACAUCUAUGCUCUCCUGAAGCAGUGGACCCACAUGAACCACCAGGAUGCCCUGGGACUCCUGCAUGCCACCUUCCCGGACCAGGAGGUACGCCGGAUGGCUGUCCAGUGGAUCGGCUCGCUCUCCGACGCCGAGCUGCUUGACUACUUGCCCCAGCUGGUGCAGGCCCUGAAGUAUGAGUGCUACUUGGAUAGCCCCCUGGUGCGCUUUCUCCUGAAGCGAGCCAUCUCUGACCUAAGAGUGACCCACUACUUCUUCUGGUUGCUGAAGGAUAGCCUCAAGGACUCCCAGUUCAGCAUCCGCUACCAGUAUCUGCUGGCAGCCCUGCUGUGCUGCUGUGGCAAGGGGCUGAGGGAGGAGUUUAACCGCCAGUGCUGGCUUGUCAACACCCUGGCCAAACUGGCCCAGCAGGUCCGAGAGGCCCCGCCAUCUGCACGGCAGGGCAUCCUCCGUACGGGCCUGGAGGAGGUGAAGCAGUUCUUUGCUCUCAACGGCUCCUGCCGCCUGCCACUCAGCCCCAGUCUGCUGGUGAAGGGCAUUGUGCCCAGGGAUUGCUCCUACUUCAACUCCAAUGCCGUCCCCCUUAAGCUCGCCUUCCAAAAUGUGGAUCCACUGGGUGAGAACGUCCGAGUCAUCUUCAAGUGUGGGGACGACCUUCGUCAGGACAUGCUCACCCUGCAGAUGAUUCGCAUCAUGAGCAAGAUCUGGGUUCAGGAGGGGCUGGACAUGCGCAUGGUCAUUUUCCGCUGCUUCUCUACGGGCCGAGGGAGAGGGAUGGUGGAGAUGAUCCCCAAUGCUGAGACCCUGCGCAAGAUCCAGGUGGAGCAUGGGGUGACCGGCUCCUUCAAGGACCGGCCCCUGGCCGACUGGCUGCAGAAACACAAUCCUGGGGAGCAUGAAUAUGAGAAGGCUGUAGAGAACUUCAUUUACUCUUGUGCUGGCUGCUGUGUCGCCACCUACGUCUUGGGCAUCUGUGACAGACAUAAUGACAACAUCAUGCUGAAGACCACGGGCCACAUGUUCCACAUAGAUUUCGGCCGCUUCCUGGGCCAUGCUCAAAUGUUUGGCAACAUCAAGAGGGAUCGUGCCCCCUUUGUCUUCACCUCGGACAUGGCGUACGUCAUCAACGGGGGUGACAAGCCCUCCAGCCGCUUCCAUGAUUUUGUUGACCUUUGCUGCCAAGCCUACAACCUCAUUCGCAAGCACACCCACCUCUUCCUCAACCUUCUGGGCCUGAUGUUGUCCUGUGGAAUCCCUGAACUCUCAGAUCUGGAGGACCUCAAGUAUGUGUAUGAUGCUCUGAGGCCUCAGGACACAGAGGCCAAUGCCACCACCUACUUCACAAGGUUGAUUGAGUCCAGCCUGGGUAGUGUAGCUACAAAGCUCAACUUCUUCAUCCAUAACCUGGCUCAGAUGAAGUUCACGGGUUCAGAUGACCGGCUGACGCUUUCCUUUGCCCCACGAACACACACUCUCAAGAGCUCUGGCCGCAUCAGUGAUGUUUUCCUCUGCCGCCAUGAGAAGAUUUUCCACCCCAACAAGGGCUAUAUCUAUGUGGUAAAGGUGAUGAGAGAGAAUGCCAUCGAGGCCACGUACAUCCAGAGGACGUUUGAGGAAUUCCAAGAACUGCACAAUAAGCUGCGCCUGCUCUUCCCUUCUUCCUUCCUGCCCAGCUUCCCCAGUCGCUUCGUGAUCGGCCGUUCACGGGGAGAGGCGGUAGCCGAGAGGCGGAGGGAGGAGCUGAACGGUUACAUCUGGCACUUGAUCCACGCAGCCCCGGAGGUGGCCGAGUGUGACUUGGUCUAUACCUUCUUCCACCCCCUGCCCCGGGAUGAGAAGGCUGCAGGUACCAGUCCAGCUCCUAAGUCCUCAGACGGCACGUGGGCCCGGCCUGUCGGGAAGGUGGGCGGGGAGGUGAAGCUGUCCAUCUCCUACAAAAACAACAAACUCUUCAUCAUGGUGAUGCAUAUUCGGGGCUUGCAACUCCUCCAGGAUGGGAAUGACCCUGACCCCUAUGUGAAGAUUUACCUCCUUCCUGACCCUCAGAAAACCACCAAGAGGAAAACCAAAGUGGCCCGGAAAACCUGCAACCCUACCUACAAUGAGAUGUUGGUGUAUGACGGGAUCCCCAAGGGAGACGUGCAGCAGCGGGAGCUCCAGCUGAGCGUAUUAAGCGAGCAAGGGUUCUGGGAGAACGUGCUUCUCGGGGAGGUGCACAUCCGCCUGCGGGAGCUGGACCUGGCCCAGGAGAAGACCGGCUGGUUCGCGCUGGGAUCUCGAAGUCACGGAACCCUGUGAGCCCAGCAGUGUCGUGGCCUGGACCCCAGCUAAGGGCCACUACAGGGGGAGAGGACUUUCCCCUGCCGGAGCCCUCCUUUCCUGAGGAAGGGGUAGGGCCCUUGCCAGCCUCCCCCCCUGGUCCGGGUGGCCCUGGCCCUGUGAGAGAGGGGGCAGGAGAGUCAGGAGCUCUCUGCAGCCCCUUCCGACUCCGACUGCACCAGGGUUGGCUGUAGCGAGCAGCCCUUCGGAAGCUGUGACUUUGCAGCAAAAAUUGAAGUUUACCUUGUGUCAAGGGAGCAAUGCCUGGUUUGGGGUGUGUGGUGGGUGGGCU